GGGACAUGCAUAUUUUUAUCGAACCAACAACAUUUCAUCUGAUCACCAGGUGCCAAUUUAGCUUAAGGGUCUUCGUGACGAUAUCAAGUUUUGCGGGGAGUUUGAAGGAUGCUAAAUUUUAGUUACCUCAGUUGACCCCAUCGUGAAAGCGCUUAUCUCCUUUUCUAGGAAAGUGAUGAGAUAUGGCGAAGGAAUCAAGCAAAGCACGGGCCGUUGAUGUCUUGAUCCCAUAGCCACUCCGUACCCAGUUUAACCUCCGCAUUUUGCCCUUUGAAACGAAUCGUCGUUGCACUCUUUCCGCACAUUAAUAUUCCUUGAACUUCCUACGAUCCCGGCUCGUAUAUAAUGAAUUUUUAACGUUUAUACGCUGUAAAAGGGUUGGCUUAAGCAUCUAAUUACCCAGGUACGAUGCCAAUUCGCGUCAAGUCGCGUCCCUUGGCGACCCCGGAUCGUGCUUUGUCACCAGUCUCUAUCCCCACUGAAGUUCCCCUCCCUGAUAUCGCACAUGAAGAUGUCUUCCGCGAUGUCGUUAAGAAGCUUUCCAUAUAUGUAACUGGGGUUGUUUAUUUGCCAAGCACCUUCGAACAACUAAGGACUACAUCGGCUGGUGACGAUCUACACGCCCUUGUUGACCAUCUUAGCACCCGUGUCACCAAUCCCGCAAUCGUAAACGCUUUAUUGGCAUUGAGAUGGCAUUACGGCUCGAUAAGCGAUGGCCGAGGCAUCAGUGAAGCUCGUGCAAAUGCUUGCGAGAUCGUUGCCUGGAGGUUUUUAACUCGUCUAUCGGAACGGGAAGCUGUCGAGUUUUGCCUCUAUGAGAUCCCAGAUGGCAGCCAAAGCGAUGCAGCCCCUGCCGAUGAGCCCGCAGAUGGUGGUGAAAGUAAUGAGCGUAGCUCUCUACUGCAUCGCCCUUCUAGAUCUCCCUCACCAGAUCGCCGCUCAGACAAUCGUUUUGGGUCUGCGAGACGAAGCCAAUUGUUUCAAUCAAUCUCGAAGUUGACUAUAAGUCGACAUACUAGUGAGGUUGAAGAACUAGAGGAUGACCCUACCGAACCUUUUACGCAUCUUAACGGCCUAGAAAUAGCGGCUAUUGCUGAUGCAAAGAGGUUUCUUAGCCAGCACGUGGUACAGAAGAUCAUCACAGGCAUUUGGAACGGCGAGAUUAUCUUCUGGGACCGUCUUUCAGUCCACUCGGAGAAGAAACCCCGGUUUUACAAUCCCAGCACAGCCGACCCCUUUUCACGACUUCGAGUACCCAAGUACCUCAAAGCUUAUGAGGUUGCGUUCUUCGUUGGGUUUUUAAUGUUAUACUACAGCGUGUUGAUCGAGCAGAAUCGUUACGCCAUUACCCCCCUAGAAAUAUUGCUCUACGUCUGGUUUGCCGCCUUCUUCUACGAUGAGGUUAGCGAAUAUAUUGAUGCCGGAUCGAUUUUCUAUGCGGCAGAUGUCUGGAAUUUAUUUGAUAUGAUAAUGAUUGCCAUCGGAAUCGUCUUUGCGGUUUUGAGAUUCGUUGGAUUAUAUAGGGCUGAUUAUACCCUUGUGGAUAUUGGCUUUGACGUCUUAUCGCUGGAGGCCCUCUUUAUGGUACCUAGAGUCUGCUCGAUAUUUAGCUUGUCCCCAUACUGGGGUACUUUAAUACCUUGUCUCAAAGAGAUGGGGAAGGACUUCUUGAAAUUCAUGGUUCUGGUAGUCAUUGUAUAUGUCGGGUUUUUAACAACCUUUUCUCUCGUCGGGAGGGAGGCAUACUCAUUUUCGCACAUGGCCAUGAUCGUGACCAAGAUCUUUUUUGGGUCUAGUUACGUUGGGUUUGAUAUUAUGGAAGAAAUCGACCCCAUCUUCGGACCUCCUCUCAUGUUAAUUUUUGUCACGCUGAGUUCAAUCUUACUUAUGGGCUCCCUAACGGGUAUGCUCAGUAAUAGUUUCUCAAGAGUUAUUACGCACGCUCGCGAAGAGUAUCUCUAUGUCUACAGCGUAUACGUGCUUGAGGCAUCAACCAGCAACAGGCUCACACAUUUCUACCCUCCGUUCAAUCUUAUCGCGCUAGGAAUAUUCAGGCCGUUACGCCUAUUUCUACCCUCAGACGAUAAGUUCCGGCAAGCACGCAUUCUACUUCUCCGGGCAACGCACGCACCAAUCGUCGGAGCUAUUCAGGUCUAUGAGUGGCUCACCAACAAGGUUAACCCCGACGGUUUCGACAACUUCCGCGGCCCACGACAGAAUUCUUUUAAACGACACGCCGCACCACCCCCCAAUGGACCAGGGAGCAGACCGCAAUCGGGAUAUCGACCACGUAUGUCAACACCGCGUGCUACUAGCGCGGAAGUGAUUGAUAAACCGAGGCCUCAGCAACGAGUGCUUGAGGAUUAUGCUGGAGAUGCACCUAGCAAUGUGGAGGUUCGAAUCUCAGAGUUGGCAGCAAAGAUUGAUCGGCUUACUGCUUUGGUUGUUGCGUUACAGUCUGGUGCCGGUAUCGAAACGGUUCGAACUUGACAAGUCUAUAGCACAUGCAUUGCGUGUGAAAAACGUUGCUAAGAACCCUCCGCUGAAGAGUUGAAAUCACCAAGGGGCGAUGGAUAUUGUACAGUCUACCUAACGCAUAGAAUCUGUGUCUUGUACCUAUAUAGCUGUUUGCAUCACUAUCUAGAAUCACUAGCUGGUUUAAUGCGGUUUGCUUUUACACCGUUCGAAAUAGCAUGCAGAGCAUCAUAUAAGGAGCGUAACGGUGUGUAUUAACUUGUUGUUUAUCCCGAGAGUAAUCCAGCUUCUUAGCUCGAAUACACACGUAACUAUGAAUUGUCCUCUCUUCUAGAGAUUAUAACCAAUGAGUAUAUUCGAACCUCUAAUGCUGAUAUUAGUGGGUCUCCGCGCCCUUUAACCGACUUCAUGAUAACACCAUCACCUCCAC
Molecule: messenger RNA, 2905 nt
Organism: Daldinia loculata
Lineage: Eukaryota; Fungi; Ascomycota; Sordariomycetes; Xylariales; Hypoxylaceae
Exons: 6
Coding region: 409-2490 (693 amino acids)
Biological process (GO): monoatomic ion transport; transmembrane transport
Cellular component (GO): membrane
Molecular function (GO): monoatomic ion channel activity
Source: RefSeq, a predicted model, not a curated record